AUGUCCACCCCUUCAGAUACAUCAGGUGGAAUGUCCCAUCCUGGCCCUUCUCCAGGGGCAGGUCUAUCUCCAGGGCCCAUCUUGGGUCCCAGUCCUGGACCUGAUCCCUCACCAGGCUCUGUUCACAGUAUGAUGGGACCUAGUCCUGGGCCUGGGACGCCUAAUGCACCUCAUGGAAUGCAGGGUCAGGGUCAAGGCGAUUACUCUCAGGACAGCAUGUAUGCUAUGCACAAGCCCAUGGAGGGGAUGAAUGACAAGAGCAUGGCUGAUGCAAUGCACUUUGGUCAUAUGAAAAAUGUGGGAAUGAGAUCUUUGCAUAGUGGUAUGGGUCCUCCUCAGAGUCCAAUGGACCAGCACAGCCAAGGAUACAUGUCCCCCCAUCCUUCCCCUAUGGGUGUCCAUGAACAUGCUUCUAGCCCCAUGUCAGGAGGUGGAAGUGGAGGAGGACCCACACCGCCUCACAUGCCUCCCUCCCAGUCUGGCCCUAUGAUGUCCAUGGACCCACAGGGAGCCCUGCCUGGCAUGAGCCAGCAGGGUCGAGGACCCUCAGCCUUCAGCCCGGUUCAGCUGCAACAGCUCCGAGCUCAGAUCCUGGCCUAUAAGAUCUUGGGCCGUGGCCAGCCCCUACCUGAAAAUCUGCAGUUGGCUGUCCAGGGAAAGAGGAGUCUUCCCACAAUGCAACAGCAGCAGCAACAGCAGCAGCAACAGCAACAGCAACAGCAACAACAACAACAACAACAACAACAACAACAGGGAUCUAGUGGUAGCCCGUACAACCGACCUCCGGGAAUGCCAAUGGCACCUACUAGUGGUCCCCAAUCAAGUCCAUGUCCUGCUCCUGCUAUGCAAGGACUCAAUCAGAGUACAGUACCCAAGCCUUGGUCUGAGGGUCAGAGUGCAGACAAUCAAAACAACCCACAGAAGCACCUGACCCCAGCUGCUGGUGGACGGCCAUCCCCCGCACCUCCUCAGACCUCUGCUGUGUCAGCUGGGCCCAUGGUGGGCAGCUCUGUGACCCCUCAGCCCCCAGGGCAGCAGGUGUCCCCUAUGCUCCAGAUGCAGCAGAAGCAGAACCGAGUAACGCCAAUUCAGAAACCUCAGGGCCUGGACCCAGUGGGAAUCCUGCAGGAGAGGGAGUACAGACUGCAGGCUCGAAUUGCACACCGUAUCCAGGAGCUGGAGAGUUUACCAGGUUCGUUGCCUCCUGAUCUAAGGACUAAAGCCACAGUGGAGCUCAAGGCACUGCGACUGCUCAACUUCCAGAGACAGCUGAGACAGGAUGUGGUGGCAUGUAUGAGGCGAGACACCACCCUGGAGACAGCCCUCAACUCCAAGGCUUACAGACGCAGCAAGAGGCAGACGCUGAGAGAGGCGCGCAUGACGGAGAAGCUGGAAAAACAGCAGAAACUGGAGCAGGAGAAGAAACGGCGACAGAAACAUCAGGAAUAUCUGAACAGUAUCCUUCAGCAUGCAAAGGACUUCAAAGAAUACCACCGCUCAGUUUCUGGAAAAAUCCAGAAACUUACCAGAGCUAUUGCAACCUGGCACACCAACACAGAGCGGGAACAGAAGAAAGAGACUGAGAGAAUUGAGAAGGAGAGGAUGAGGAGACUGAUGGCAGAAGACGAGGAAGGCUACAGAAAACUAAUCGACCAAAAGAAAGAUAAGCGUCUAGCCUACCUGCUGCAGCAGACAGAUGAAUAUGUUGCCAACCUCACCACACUGGUGUAUGAACAUAAAGUUGCUCAAGCUGCAAAAGAAAAGAAGAGGAGAAAGAAGAGAAAGAAGAAGGUGGAUGGAGACGGAGAAGGAACCAGUGCCAUUGGACCUGAUGGAGAACCCAUGGAUGAGAGCAGCCAGAUGAGUGAGCUUCCAGUCAAAGUGAUUCAGACAGAGACUGGCAAGGUUCUGCAGGGAACAGAUGCUCCUAAGUCUAGCCAGCUAGAGGCCUGGCUCGAAAUGAACCCUGGUUAUGAAGUGGCCCCACGGUCAGACAGCGAAGAAAGCGGCUCCGAAUUUGAGGAGGAGGACGAAGAGGAGCCAGUCAAAGCAGAAACAGAGGAGAAGAAGAUAAUCGAUGCCAAUGGAGACAAAGUGUCUGUGAAAGCUGCCAAGCACAUCAUCGAGUCAGCCAAGCAGGAUGUGGAUGAUGAAUACAGUGUUCCUACUGGACAGACAAGCUCCCAGUCAUACUAUGGUGUGGCCCAUGCUGUCAUAGAGAGGGUGGAGAAGCAAUCUUCACUGCUCAUCAAUGGCACACUCAAACAGUACCAGAUCCAGGGUUUGGAAUGGAUGGUGUCCCUAUACAACAACAACCUAAACGGCAUCCUGGCUGAUGAGAUGGGCCUAGGCAAAACCAUCCAAACCAUCGCCCUUAUCACCUACCUGAUGGAGCACAAGAGGCUCAACGGGCCAUAUCUCAUCAUCGUCCCUCUCUCGACAUUGUCAAACUGGGUCUAUGAACUUGACAAGUGGGCACCCUCUGUGGUCAAAAUUGCUUACAAGGGUACACCUGCCUUGCGUCGAGGGCUUGUACCUCAGCUCCGCAGUGGGAAGUUUAAUGUUUUAUUGACCACCUAUGAAUACAUCAUCAAGGACAAGCACAUUCUGGCCAAGAUUCGCUGGAAGUACAUGAUUGUGGAUGAAGGUCACCGUAUGAAGAACCACCACUGUAAACUGACCCAGGUGUUGAAUACCCACUAUGUGGCCCCCCGCCGUAUCCUCCUGACAGGAACCCCUCUGCAGAAUAAGCUGCCAGAGCUGUGGGCCCUGCUCAACUUCCUCCUGCCCACCAUCUUCAAGAGUUGUAGCACCUUUGAGCAGUGGUUCAACGCACCGUUCGCCAUGACAGGAGAGAGGGUCGACCUCAAUGAGGAAGAGACUAUCCUGAUCAUUCGUCGUUUGCAUAAGGUGCUCCGCCCAUUCCUGUUGCGCCGCCUGAAGAAAGAGGUGGAGUCUCAGCUCCCAGAGAAGGUGGAGUAUGUCAUCAAAUGCGACAUGUCAGCCAUCCAGAAGGUUUUGUAUCGUCAUAUGCAGAAAGGCAUCCUCCUCACUGACGGCUCAGAGAAAGACAAGAAGGGAAAAGGAGGAGCGAAGACCCUGAUGAACACCAUCAUGCAGCUAAAGAAGAUCUGCAAUCAUCCAUACAUGUUCCAACACAUUGAGGAAUCUUUUGCUGAGCACUUGGGCUAUCCGAAUGGCAUCAUUAAUGGGCCUGAUCUUUAUCGAGCCUCUGGGAAGUUUGAGCUUCUUGAUCGCAUCCUGCCAAAGCUCCAAGCCACGGGCCACAGAGUCCUGCUCUUCUGUCAAAUGACCACUCUAAUGACAAUCAUGGAGGACUACUUCAGCUACCGCAACUUUCAAUACCUCCGUCUAGAUGGAACCACAAAGUCUGAGGACAGAGCCGCACUGCUGAAGAAGUUUAACGAGGAGGGAUCUCAGUACUUCAUCUUCCUGCUGAGCACCAGAGCUGGGGGUCUGGGCCUCAACCUGCAGGCCGCUGACACUGUCGUCAUCUUCGACAGUGACUGGAACCCACACCAGGACCUUCAGGCUCAAGACCGGGCUCACCGCAUAGGUCAGCAGAACGAGGUGCGUGUGCUUCGCCUCUGCAGCGUCAACAGUGUGGAGGAGAAGAUUCUGGCAGCUGCCAAAUACAAGCUGAAUGUGGAUCAGAAGGUUAUCCAGGCUGGCAUGUUUGACCAGAAGUCCUCUAGCCAUGAGCGUCGGGCCUUCCUUCAGGCCAUUUUAGAGCAUGAGGAGCAGAAUGAGGAGGAAGAUGAGGUACCUGAUGAUGAAACACUUAACCAAAUGAUCGCUCGCAAUGAGGAUGAGUUCGAACUAUUCAUGCGGAUGGACAUGGAUCGACGCCGAGAGGAUGCCAGGAAUCCAAAACGUAAGCCCCGUCUGAUGGAGGAGGAUGAGUUACCCAGUUGGAUCAUCAAAGACGACGCUGAAGUAGAACGACUCACGUAUGAGGAGGAAGAGGAGAAGAUGUUUGGCCGAGGCUCACGUUGCCGCCGAGAUGUGGACUACAGUGACACACUGACUGAAAAGCAAUGGCUUCGGGCCAUUGAGGAUGGGAACCUGGAGGAAAUGGAGGAGGAGAUCCGGCUGAAAAAGCGCAAACGCAAGAGACGUCAGGACAAAGAGUCGCUGGGCAGGGAGGACAGCAGCAGCAAGGCCAAAAAGAGACGUGGACGCCCACCGGCUGAGAAACUGUCCCCCAACCCCCCAAAACUCACCAAGCAAAUGAACACCAUCAUCGACACUGUGAUCAACUACAGAGAUGGAUCAGGCAGACAGCUAAGUGAAGUGUUUGUCCAGCUACCAUCCAGAAAGGAGCUGCCAGAAUAUUAUGAGCUGAUCCGCAAACCCGUGGACUUCAAGAAGAUAAAGGAACGAGUACGAAACCACAAAUACAGGACUGUGGGAGACCUGGAGAAGGAUGUGAUGCUCCUGUGUCACAACGCACAGACCUUCAACCUGGAAGGAUCCCAGAUAUACGAGGAUUCCAUUGUCCUUCAGUCUGUAUUCAAGAGCGCCAGACAGAAGAUUGCCAAGGAUGAAGAAAGCGAGGAUGACAGCGACGAUGAUGAGGAUGAUGACGACUCAGAGGCAGAAGCAAAGUCAAUGCGGGUUAAGAUCAAGCUGAGUAAAGAGGCGCGAGGCCAUGACAAAGGCAAGAAACGGCCAAGUCGAGGCAAGGCCAAGCCAGUGGUCAGUGACGACGACAGCGAUGACGACCAGGACGAUAAUGAUCAGUCAGACAAGAGCAAGAGCGACGAUGACUGAGUGAGGACACCAGGAUUGCUGUUCAGAGCACAACACAGGAUGUUAUCUUCUAUUACUGUUGUUCACAUUCAUAUUGAUCAUUUUUAUUCCCCCAUUUGUCCUUUUUGUCUCUAGUGUAUCUGUCAUCAUCCCUCCCCUCCCCACACUAGCUUGAAAAUGUAAUAACUGUAUAAGCUACAGCAAUACCAAUCUUCAUAUAUUCCUCUUUUUAAGACAUUUUUGUAAGAUAUUUUUUUAACUUUGUGCUUUAAGGACAAUUUCACCUCUGUAUGAGUUAAAAAGGUCCUGCUAUACCUGCUUUUGCAUAAUUUGUAACUGCUCGCUUGCACUUUUAGAAAUGAAAUAUUAAUAUCCAAAAUUUUAAAAAUGCCUUUUAAAAACAUUAAACA
Sphaeramia orbicularis (orbiculate cardinalfish) is the source of this 5183-nucleotide messenger RNA. RefSeq names its product SWI/SNF related BAF chromatin remodeling complex subunit ATPase 2 (gene smarca2). The coding region runs from base 1 to 4794 and encodes 1597 amino acids. Gene Ontology annotation, molecular function: ATP binding; histone binding. The transcript has 33 exons. Gene Ontology annotation, cellular component: nucleus. Gene Ontology annotation, biological process: regulation of DNA-templated transcription. NCBI's taxonomy places the organism in Eukaryota, Metazoa, Chordata, Actinopteri, Kurtiformes, Apogonidae. The record is from RefSeq and is a predicted model, not a curated record.